AUGACCGGUCUCCUACUGGGCCCGCUUAUCGCAGCUGCCCUCCUCUACAUCUCCUUGCAACUGAGUUCCAUGGAUCCUCCCGGAGACCCUCUUCCCGGUGGUUGGCUCGUCGAACCUCCUAUGACGCUUCCGCAGACGGCAAUUCCUCUCACACCUCUUCAAGCCUCGCUCCGUUCUCGGCGAAUUCUCGUAAGCCAAUCGACGUUUUGCGCUACGCUCCUCCUCGUACACGUAUGUGCGUCAUGGGUGACGGAGGCGCGUCACCGGAGGAAGCUCGUCGUGCCCGAGGGCGAAGUGAGCUCCGUUCCUCGCAAGGAAGGCCGAAGAACCUACCUGUACAUCUUGUUUGCCAUCAGUGUGACCUUGUGGAUUUUGUGUGUGCGAAUCGCGUUGGAGGAAUUGCGGCUCGGGAUAUGGCAGAGUAUGUCGUAUUUCGAGGUCGUGACGAGCGCGAUGUUCUUCCAGAUGACCUUGUACAUCUCUGUACGCCUUGCGCACCGCGGAUUCACUUUUGGCGAGCUCGGCCUCGUCGCGUUUGGCGCCACGAUCCUUUUCAUGGAGCUGUGUAACCUGACGAUUGCGAAGUUGUGGCCCAUGUCAACACCCUACAUCAAGACCGUCCGAUUACCUACUCCGCUUCUCAUAUACCAGCUCGCUCUCAUACCCGGCUCACUCCUUACCGGUUUCCUCCUCUCGCCGCUCCUGUAUCUCUCGCGCCACAUCGCCCAGCGCCCCGUCCGUCGCCUACGGUACCCGCAAGAGAAGCAGAAGCACCGACGGCUUCUCGCGCUCGGCUUCUACACCGGGGCCCUCCUCAUCGUCGGCGGCCUCGUCGGGCUUUGGACUGGGUGGAGCCUCGGCGGGCGCAACCCCUGGGUUUACAUCGUCUUCUGGGUUCUCGAAGGCAAAAACAAGUGGACGCGGCCUGCCCUGCUUGUGUACUGGGGCACGCUUAUUGCCCUGAGCGUUGCGGGGUGGGGCCGCCAGCUCUCCAGGGGGCGGCGAUUCCGCCAGGUCCGCGCGAGCAUGCACGUCAGCGUGAGCGGAGGAGAGGCGCAAGGGGGGCCGCACAGCCCGCGAUAUGGGGCCUCGUUCGGCCAGCCAGGAUACGGGUCGCUAGGGGUGCAGCCCCCGCCGCAGUCGCAGGCGCAGCAACUGCAGCAGCAGCAACAGGCACAGCAGAACGGAGCAGGCACGAACGCUAAUAGCAGCGGAAGCCCCAACGCGAGCGCGGGCGAACAGAGCGACCCCAGCGCUCCGACGACGGCGGGGCCGGCCGGGGAAGGGGCAGGGGCGGGCCCGCUGGGCAUGCGGCUGCCGAACCUGUCGAAGCUGCCCGACCUCCCGAACGGCUCGAACUUCUCGAACGUGGCGAACGACCUGCUGGACGCGGCGGACAAGCACGUCCCGACGCUGAGCGUGAACGCGCGGCGCAAGUUCUUCCACGCGCUCGCGGUGGUCAUGUUCGUGCCCGGGAUCGCGGUGGAUCCUGCGUUCACGCACGUCGCGUUCAGCGCCGCGUUCGCGCUGUUCACGUUCGCGGAAUACGUGCGGUACUUUGCGCUGUACCCGCUCGGCGCGGCGGUGCACCUGUUCAUGAACGAGUUCCUGGACUCGAAGGACGGUGGGACGGCGAUCCUCAGCCACUUCUACCUGCUCACCGGGUGCGCGAACUCCGUGUGGUUCGAAGGCCCCUCACGCCUGCUCCAAUUUACCGGGACGCUCGUGCUCGGCGUCGGGGACGCUCUGGCGUCGAUUGUGGGCAAACGGCUGGGACGACACCGGUGGUUCGCGGCGAACCCGAAGACGAUAGAGGGCAGCGCGGCGUUCGUGACGUCGGUGUGUGCGUGCGCGUGGCUGCUGCGGGUGUGCGGCGUCGCGGAAGAUUUCUCGGUUGGGCGCUACGCGGUGGUGGGAGGACUGGCGGCGGCGUUGGAGGCGUUCUCCGUGCAGAACGACAACGUGACGCUGCCGCUGUACAUGUGGGCGAUGCUCGUCUUCGGCGAUGUUGUAGCGUAG
Molecule: messenger RNA, 2019 nt
Organism: Trametes versicolor FP-101664 SS1
Lineage: Eukaryota; Fungi; Basidiomycota; Agaricomycetes; Polyporales; Polyporaceae
Product: dolichol kinase
Exons: 7
Coding region: 1-2019 (672 amino acids)
Biological process (GO): dolichyl monophosphate biosynthetic process
Cellular component (GO): endoplasmic reticulum membrane
Molecular function (GO): dolichol kinase activity
Source: RefSeq, a predicted model, not a curated record